UCUUUUUCUUUACUACUACAUUUUACACAAUGAUUCCUAUUAUUCCCAGACAAUCAAGCGAUGAUGACCGACCCAUGGGCCUUAAAUUCACCAGGAACAACUUUUACAACUUUCCCAAACGAGAAGCCACCAACAAUGAACAUGUAUUGAAACGUACACCUUCAGGUCAACGUACACCUCCACUUAUUACCAAACGAGAUAGUUCCAGAGACAGUGAUUUAUCGUCCGUCGCCUCUUUAUCACCCACACCUUUAUUGUCACCUACUUUACCUGCGCGUUCACCCUUUCGUAUACGAGACUCGCAGCAAGGCAAAAUGAUAGGAUCACAUGACACAAAAUCCAAAUCAUCCAGUACGAUAGAUACUUCCUCCUCCUCCUCUUCCACCUCUUCCUCCGUUACUACGAACGACGAUGAUUUAAUUCAAGAACUCGAAUCCAUGUGGAAAUUAAAGAGUGUACCUACCAAACCCCCCACACCUAAACACGACAUGAGCUCCGAGGAUAUGCUUUUACAACUUUUGAUCUCGCAUGCCAUGAUUGAUUCUCGAGAAUUUAAAGUAUUGACAUUUGAAGAAUUUGAAAAAUUAAAGCAACAUCAUGCACGAUUAAAAAAUAGGGUACGUAACUCGAAGGCUAAACUCGAACUCGAUCGAAAGAUUCAAGAAACCUCGCAUUCGUUAUCCAAUUUAUCUUUUAACAAGAACCGUGAAUCCGUCAUGUUGUUGUUGGAUGAGGCAGUGGAGGCCGAUCGCAAGGUCAAAAUUUUGACGCAAAGAUUACAUGAACUCACCAACGACGAAGUAGAGACACAGUACCAGAUAUUACAACAUACAGCGGGUGUACUUUCCUUGGGCUUACAAAAGUUGGAAAAGGAUCGUCCUGUACCCGUGGUAGAUGGCACACAACAGAUGGAGAGCCUAAGAGAAAAUCUACUUCAAUUAUUAAAGAAACACAAUAUUUCUCAUGCGACGGAUGCUUCACCCACUUCUUUAUUGGAUUACUUGGAAGCUCAAUUAGAAACCUAUCAAUUGCAAUCCAGAGAAUCUGAAGACAAGUACAGAGGAGCGCAAGAGAAACAACAGCUCUUGUCUUUAUCCGAAAAAAAGCUAGAGAUUCAACUUCGAUCCACACAAACAAAAAACGAUCUCUUGAAAAAGGAGAUGGAUGAACUCUUGCUCAAGGUCAAGAAACCUGUCAUGGACUGGUUACCACAGGAUGACUUUGAUUUUCAAGACGAUGAUCAUGGCAACGAAAGUGCGUUGGCUGAAGUAGCAGAAUUAAGAGAAACACUUUCACAAAUGGAAUUGAAUGCAAGUAAAGUGCAAUCCCAAUUAUCUGUGUUUCAAUCGAGGGAGAACGGACUUAAAAAAGAAAUGGAGCAGUAUCGUGAUGAAGCAGUUCGUUUACGAUCCCAAAAGGAGGAAUGGGACCGCACCAUGAAACGAAGAACGGUUCUACAGGCGCUGGAGAAUGCAGAGGAUGGCUCAAGUACGGCUCGUUUUGAACAACAGCUGGAAGAACAGGAAGGAGAAUACCAGGCACAGCUCAAGGAACAAGCAGCUUUUUUGGACAAGACAACACGGGCCUGUGAACAAUUACAAAAGGACCAUGAUGAAUUAUCUGCUACCUGUGAGGACCUUGAGUUACUGAUUCGUGACAAGACAAGAGCACUGGAUGCUCGUGAUCGACAGAUUCAGCAAUUGGAAAGUGAAUUACAUCAACUCAAGUCUACACCGACCCCCGCUGGUAGUAGUAAUGCAGCUUUACAAGAGUUACAAGCGCAGUUCUCUCAAAAGGAGUCAGCCUGGAUUGAACAGAGUAAUACAAUGGAAGCUGAUUUUGAAGGUAUCCUAAAAGAAUUCGAUCGAUUGACGGGGACUGCAAUGGAGUUUGAAACGGAUAAGCGUAACUAUGAACGACGUAUUCAACAAUUGACGCAGGAAGUCAAUGGGUUGGAGAGUAGUUUGACAGAAGAAAAGACCAAGAAUCUAGGUUAUCAUGAGGCAGAUACGCCUACCACUGCUACGUUACGUAAAGAGUUCCGAAGAAUGAUUACAGAUAUGAAAUCAGAUCAUCAUCGUACGCUGGAACGUGAAGGGCAAGAAAAGAGUAAGCUGGAGAAACAAUUAAAAGACUUGAAACACGAACGAGAAAUGUUUCGUUAUGAACGAACGAAUAAAGGUGUCCAAACACUAUUUAUGCCAUAAAAAAAAAACAUUUUUUUUUUUAUUAUUUAUUUGGGGUUUUGUCUUGAGAUAGUCUACUGUUAUAUAAG
Molecule: messenger RNA, 2275 nt
Organism: Mucor mucedo
Lineage: Eukaryota; Fungi; Mucoromycota; Mucoromycetes; Mucorales; Mucoraceae
Product: Up-regulated during septation-domain-containing protein
Exons: 3
Coding region: 30-2207 (725 amino acids)
Source: RefSeq, a predicted model, not a curated record